Monoraphidium neglectum is the source of this 906-nucleotide messenger RNA. RefSeq lists its product as hypothetical. The transcript has 7 exons. NCBI's taxonomy places the organism in Eukaryota, Viridiplantae, Chlorophyta, Chlorophyceae, Sphaeropleales, Selenastraceae. The coding region runs from base 1 to 906 and encodes 301 amino acids. The record is from RefSeq and is a predicted model, not a curated record.
AUGACAUGGCGCUUCGACGAAAUUCCAGCUUGGCGCUUCGGCCCCGAGCUGUCGCGCGUGCAGCCGCUGCCGGGGUGUGCGGCCCCCAAGGUUGAGUACCGACAGCUCGACCUGGGCAGCCUGGCCAGCGUGCGCAAGUUUGCGCGCGACUUCAACCGAAGCGGCCGGCCCCUGGACCUGCUGGUCUGCAACGCGGGCAUCAUGUCGCCUCCUAAGCGCCUGGUCACCAGCGACGGCCUCGAAAUGCAGUUCCAGGUCAACUUCCUCAGCCACUUUUUGCUCUCGCACGAGCUCCUGGCGGAGCAGCGGCAGCGCCGCCGCCGCACGCAGCAGCGCGCGCGGGGGCAGGUCCGAGGACGAGCGCUGUCGGAGGGUCCGCCGAGCGGCACGCGGCUGGUGCUGCUGUCGUCGCUGACGCACUACGCCGGCCCCGUGCAGUGGGAAGACAAGCAGUCCCUCCGCUCCUACUCGCCCUUCACAUCCUACGCCUUCUCAAAGCUGGCCAACACCAUGUCCGCAUUCGAGUUCCAACGGCGCUUUGCCAGGAAUGCUGCCCGCUAUGGGGACUGCGACAGCGCCGUCAGCGUGCACCCUGGGAUUGUGAACACCGCGCUGGCCACAGGUUUCUUCGAGCAGACGGGCGGCACGGCGCUGCCCUGGGCCGCGGCGGCCGCGCAGGCGGCAAUGCAGCGGCUGUUCCCGCUGGUGCUCCGCAGGCCGGAGGCGUCGGCCGAAGACAUGAUGGUGGCCUGCCACGCGCCCGCCUCGCGGGUGGCGGGGCGCUACCUCAGCAAUGGGCGCGUCUGGCUGGCCAGCGGCUUCGCACGCGACGAGCGGCGCUGCAGGGACCUCUGGGAGCACGCGUGCAGCUUGGCGGGCAUCGAGACGCACGAGAGCCUUGCAUAA